AUGUCGCCCAUACCAACGCUGCAGCGAAUCUCAUUCCAUUCAAUAAUCUCAACCACUCUGUUAUUCUGCUGCAACACUAGACCAUCUCAAACGCAAGAACUUGAGUGCUACAAUGACAGAAUGUUCAGCACGGAUAGGCACGUAUUCCUUGAUUUCCAUAACGAUGGCCGUCAACGAGUUGCUAGUGGAAUAGAACCAAGUGUAAUAGGUGGAUUUCUUCCAGCAGCAUCAAAUAUGUACAAACUGCGGUGGUCAUGCUUAUUGGAAAACGAAAUGCACGAGCGACUAUCAAAAUGUCCUGCCGAGGUCCCACCGUUGAAAGGAUUUGGUCAGAACGUCAUGAUAUUGUAUGAGCGCGAGGGUACAUCCACAAUUCCCCUGAAAGAAGUCCGUGAGACCUUGAGAGAAUGGUGGAGUGAGUUGAAUAUAAAUGAAGACGUUGAAUCUAUCCCUUGGUACACAGACGAAGACCAUCACAACUUUGCCAACAUGAUUUUUGCCAAAAACACGGAAAUUGGCUGUUCCUAUGCAUCAUGUGAAGAGGACGAACGCAUUUUGAUCGGAUGUUUGUAUCGUAAAAAUGGCGCCGUUAUGGAUCAAGUUCUUUACAUGAUUGGACAACCCUGUAAGACAGAUUUUGAUUGUUCCACCUACAAUAAUUCAAAGUGCACAAAAGGAGGAUUAUGCAGAAAGGAACGUUUUCGAAUAUAA
This is a messenger RNA of Necator americanus (New World hookworm), 711 nucleotides long. RefSeq lists its product as uncharacterized. The coding region runs from base 1 to 711 and encodes 236 amino acids. The transcript is spliced from 7 exons. The record is from RefSeq and is a predicted model, not a curated record. NCBI's taxonomy places the organism in Eukaryota, Metazoa, Nematoda, Chromadorea, Rhabditida, Ancylostomatidae.